Uloborus diversus is the source of this 3387-nucleotide messenger RNA. Its product is annotated as myocardin-related transcription factor A-like. The coding region runs from base 1 to 3387 and encodes 1128 amino acids. The record is from RefSeq and is a predicted model, not a curated record. The transcript is spliced from 16 exons. NCBI's taxonomy places the organism in Eukaryota, Metazoa, Arthropoda, Arachnida, Araneae, Uloboridae.
AUGCCAGACCGACGGGCUGCGGCCAUGUUGGACUGUGAGGACAACGAGAAAAUAGGAAACUCCAACUGCAAACAUUGCCAAGCAAGUGGAGAUAAUCAGCAGCAACAACGUUACUGGGACAUCCAACUGGACCAGGAUCUAUUGGAAACCAUCGUCAGCAUUUAUCCAGAGUGGUUCAAGGACUGCAAUAUGAAUGUAGCUACCAACGGCCAUGAAGGAACAGAAAAUCACUCCCUGUGCAUACCCCUGACAUCAUCUGAAUCGAAAGGGUCCGUCAAACAGGAAAACGGAGAAUCUCUUCAUCGGAACAUUGACAAGAACAAAGAAUCCCUCAAGUCUCCUCCAGCAUUCCAUGAACAAAGACAAAAGUUGGAGCGGGCCAAAAUGGGCGAUAUCCUAAAGAAUAAAAUUCAAAAGAGGCCAGACAGACAGGAAUUAAUUCAGCAACAUAUUCUAGAAGAUUCGUGUAUUGACGCCAGUCUUCAGGAUAAGCAGAGGCAGCUAAAACGAGCUCGUCUUGCUGAUGGGUUAAAUGAUCUUAUAGCACAACGACCUGGCCCUUUAGAACUAGUGAAAGUGAACAUUUUGCAUACAGACGAGAUACUAGCUCAAGCUGUCAGAGAGGGUGGCUUGCACUUCAAGAAUACCUGUGACAGUCCAUCUCCCCUGAUGCGGGUUAGCCUGGACGAGGACAGCGGGAGCGACGGAGCGUUCUCGCCCUCGCCUCCUUACGACUUUAGUGAACAUUCCCAAGGCAGCUUGCCAUCAUUGGAAGCGAGUGAGCCAUCUCCAAACCUAAACCAAGGUUCACCGUGUUCAGCGGUCACAUCGUUUUCCAUGUCGCCGCCAAGUUCUGUGUCUUCCCCAAUGUCCGUCCUUCCAUCCGUAGUGUCGCCCCAGUCCGCUCAUGAACACAUAUCCUCUGACUAUAUCGUCCACUUACAACAGCAUCAUCAUCAGCAGCAACAACAACAAAACAGUAACUGUAAAGAUUUGUCGCCCAGUAGUAAGAAUAGAAAGAAAACGAAGCCCAAAACUCAGCCGAAGGCGAGGACAAUCAAAUUCCAUGAAUAUAAGGGUCCACCAAAUGCUCAAAAGUCCUCCCAAGCACCUUCAUCAUCAGUUCUAACAGAAUCAUCCUACGACUUGUUACUACAACAACAGCAGCUCUUCCUUCAGUGGCAGUUGGAAUGGCAGCAAAAAUAUCCUCAAGUUGUUUUACAAACUGCUCAGCAGACUAAUGGGGACCAAGUAGGGCCUGUAACCCAAAAACCUAGUUUAACAAAUCAGACUCAACUUUUCGAGCAGCCAGCUUCACCCCAAAAACUUCUGUCAAAACUAGAAGACUUAAAAGUGAGCGAUCUGAAAGCAGAGCUAAAGAAAAGAAAACUUCCUGUGUCAGGUUCGAAGCCGCUUCUCAUAGAGCGGCUAAAAUCCUACUCUGAACUACCACAGAACAACGGCCCAUCUUUAACACAGUCAUCCCCAACAUCAUCUUCUCUGUCUCAGUCGAACGCCAGCCCUUCUCAUCAGCUGAGCGUCGGCAGCCUCCUUUUGGACAACAUGCAAACCAUUCCACCCUCGGACUUUUGCGAUGCACAAACUUUGGAAUGCAACGCGGACACCAUCAAGAGCCUUUUGAACUCUAUGAAUUCGGGGUCUCGGCCCCCUUCCACUGUGCCCCCCGUGGAUUUCGAAACGGGAAAUGGAAGCAUCGAGCUGGGAGACAUCAGCGAUUCCUCGUCCACCUCGCUGUCCAACGAAGACAUUGUCCACCUGCAGCAAAAGUGCAUCGAGAAACUGCAACGGGAAUUGGAAAGGUCCCAAAUUCAGUUGCAGCAGUCAAUUAUUUGCCAUCAACCGGUUCCCUCAGCAGUGACGACACCUACCAACAAGUCGAACAUUCAAGUGCCUUAUUCUGAAUCAAACGCUUCACAAUCGACCUGUGCCACAAGUGCCACUAACUCGCUGUCCACUAAUGGUGAUAAUGGAGAUGUUCCCUCUAACGCAGACAGUAAGGCUGCCCAAAGGCAGCUGAUUCAUCAAUACCUCCAACAGAAGAUUCAUCAACAGCAACUACAAAUGCAAAAACAAAGACUACUACAAGAUUCACAAAAACAAGACAACUCAUCCACGGCACCAACAACGUCAUCAUCCACAAACCCCAAUUCUACGCUGACGGCGCUUUUAGAAAGCAAACCCAUGAACUCUGACAUCAAAGACUUGAACUUGACCACGUCGACGAAAGCAGUCUCAUCAUUUUCGUCGUCAGUCAUGUCCACGCGUGCAAUAAAGGUGAAACAGACUGAUUUGGAUGAAGACUCCUUUCCCGGUGUUAUACCCAUCUCCAAGACUGAAGAGGCGGAUGAUAUUGACGCCGAUUUCUCAGACGUUGCAGACUUGCUGGUCGGCCAUUCCACAUCCGAUUCAAUACAGACGAAAACGCCUGUUGUAUCCAUCCCGAAUGGAAUUUCCAACAGGUCUUCUUCAUUGCCAAGCUUCUCAGCUCUUCUGUCUGUGAAACCCGCCCCAACACGAAGUAAUACAGAUCCUCAAUUUUUAAUAGCUAGACCACCUCCAGAUUAUAAUGAAGCUACGAGGCAUCUGAACAAAGCAAAACAACACCACUUGUCAUCUAAUGAAGACGAUGGAAACCCACGUCAAAGUAAAAAGCACAAGUCUUCCGUAAAAUGCCAAGCAGUUGAUGAUGUUCUAGAAAUAUUAAUCAAAAAUGGAGAACUACCCCCCAGUGCAGCUCAAGAACCUACUACCCCUAUUUCAACGAAAAGCGAACAAAUCCCUCUCCAAAUAUAUCCAGAAACUACUAGCAAUAGCUCCAUGUUCACUAAACCCAUGACAACUACCUCACUGUUGACUUCCAACUCUGCACUGACUUCUAGUUGCAAAGACGUCAUCACAAGUUCUCCAGAACUACAUCUCUCGCUGCAGUCGGUCCUUGACAUGACUCCUCCUUCCUCUGCGGGUUUCGGCGACACGGGUUCGGCGCCUACUUCGUCCUUAGACUUUGACUUUACUUUAGAUAUGCAAGACAUAGAGUCUAUGGAGCUGGAACCUUUAGAAAGUCACGGAGUUACUCCCAGCUCAGAUCCUACUCUUCAAAUACCAGCGACAAAAGUGACUAAACCUUGUGAAGAUUUUGUUAUUAACCAUUCAAUUGGAAUAUCAAACAACUUGUUACGAUCGAGCGAGAUGACGGAUAUUCAUGACAGAAUUGCUGAUAGAGGUAUUAACUAUAUCUUCCUCGAACGCCAGAGCAUAAAGGAGCUCAAAGGACAUUUGCACGACGGCGCCGAUCAGGCUUGGCGCGGCCAUGCGGAAGGGCUGCCACUUUUUGCCGUUGACAAGUUUUUGAACAUCAUGUUGUGA